Macrosiphum euphorbiae (potato aphid) is the source of this 531-nucleotide messenger RNA. The record is from the annotation of a GenBank genome assembly. Lineage: Eukaryota; Metazoa; Arthropoda; Insecta; Hemiptera; Aphididae.
AUGAAUGCCUUGUGGUGGCAUGGUCCACAAAGGCUAUUACCCCCCAAUCCAUGGCCACGGUCUAAGUUUGAAGGUGAGAAUCAUAAUCAAACUCUCCAAGAGGAACGUAAGCCACAUGUAACCACACCUGACGCGUUUAACUCCAACUUUCUAGCUAAGUAUUCGGAUUUGAGUAAGUUAUUACACAUCACUUGUUACAUUUUACGAUUUUGCCACAACUUCCAAAGACCUGUAGAUCUUCGCUUAACUGGAUUACCAACUGUGUGUGAAUGGCGAUCAGCCAACUUAAAAUGGAUCCGGUUAGUACAACAGGAAUGCUUUCCACUCGACAUCCAUCAGCUGCAACUGGGUCUCCCUGUCAAGUCAUCCAGUACUCUGGUCAGUCUACACCCCUUCCUUGACAUAGCAGGGGUCUUACGCGUUGGUGGUCGACUCACUCAAUCCAGUUUACCUUAUGACAUGAGGCAAAAUUUUGUCAAAAUUCGAUCUCUAAAUGCUUAUAAAAAAAAAAAUGUGCCUAUGUAUUUUUAA